AAAAGCCAUUCUAACAUACUUCUACUGACCCCAAAAGUAAAAAAGAAAUUGACCAUGUCUUCAGCUCUUUCUGGCCCACUGCCUCUGCAAAACUCAAUAUCAAAAGCCGUUCUGCCAGCCUUCAUAUAUGGCACUGCGUGGAAAAAGGCAGCCACUGCGAACCUCGUUUACGAGGCAUUGAAUCGCGGGUUCACCGCCAUUGACGUUGCAGCGCAACCAAAACAUUACCGAGAGGAUCUUGUUGGUGAAGCGCUUCGACGAACGGUGAAAGAGGGGAAAAUCCAGCGGAAGAAUGUUUUUCUUCAAACUAAGUUUACCCCUGUGAAUGUUCGCGCUUCUGUGAGCUCAUCGUUGUGGAACCUUCGACAUGAUGAGCAAUCACAGGAUGACGCAUAUAUUGAUUCUCUCGUUCUCCAUAGUCCGCUCCCUGCUAUGGCGCAAACGCUCAGUGUCUGGAGAGCCUUGGAAGAAUUUGUGCCUCACCGAAUCCACCAUCUUGGCAUUUCUAAUACUACUCUACCCGUCCUUGAAGCCCUAUACGAAGAGGCAAAAGUGAAACCUGCUGUGGUACAAAAUCGGUUUUACCUUGACACCGAUUUCGAUAUCCCACUUCGUGCCUAUUGUCGGAAGAAGGGCAUCAUCUACCAAAGUUUCUGGACCCUGACUGCCAACCCACGGCUUCUGAGAUCUGUUCCAGUUGCUACUAUUGCGGAGAACGUGGGCAUUGAAAAAGAGGUUGCUCUUUAUUGUCUGGUUCUGGGUCUAGAUAACACAGUCAUCCUGAACGGUACCAAGGACCGUCAAAGGAUGGCAAGCGACUGGGAAGGCUUGAGAAAGACCCGGGAUUGGGCAAGAGAUAAUGCGUAUGAAUGGGAGAAUCAGCUAAAGCAGUUUAAGAGUGCGAUUGGUGAGCAUUGAAUCACAAAUUCAUAUGCAUUAAAAAUGAAAGUCUCAAUCAUUCGGACAGCUCUAGAAUGUUGUUGCAAAUAAAGAACAGCACAGAUAGAUGUAACAUCAUUCCGGUCAAUCCUAGAAUCUAAGCAUGUGGUAUAGGGGAU
This is a messenger RNA of Xylona heveae TC161, 1058 nucleotides long. Its product is annotated as putative aldo-keto reductase. The coding region runs from base 55 to 918 and encodes 287 amino acids. Gene Ontology annotation, molecular function: aldose reductase (NADPH) activity. Gene Ontology annotation, cellular component: cytosol. The transcript is spliced from 4 exons. The record is from RefSeq and is a predicted model, not a curated record. NCBI's taxonomy places the organism in Eukaryota, Fungi, Ascomycota, Xylonomycetes, Xylonales, Xylonaceae.